AUGGCGCCCACGAAAGGGUCAUCCAAGGGUGCCUCCUCUGGAGGUGGCUCCAAAGGGCUCCAGGGAUCCAAGGGCUCCAAAUCGUCUACUAUGCCGUCUUCCUCCCGCGUGAGCAAGCCAAGUGGCAAGAAGAAUGUCAAGCGACCGCCGCCCCAAGAAGUCAAGUCCAAGGCCCGCACUGCUCCAGAGAUGCUUGCAAAGAAGAAGAAGAGAGUCUAUACCGAGGCAGAGCUGGAUCUUCCUAAGUUGAACCAGAUCACCCCCGUCGGAGUCGUGAAACCAAAGGGCAAGAAGAAGGGCAAGGUCUUCGUUGACGAUCAGGUACGUCCACUGCGUGACUUAGCAAAUGCCGAGGGUAUGAUGACCAUUCUCGCCAUGGUCAAUGCCGAAAAAGAGGGACAAAUUGAGUCAAAGAUGAUGAAGGCUCGUCAACUCGAGGAGAUCCGCGAAGCCAAGAGGGCCGAGGCCGAGGCACGAAUGAACGAGAAGAAAUCCAAGCUGGACGCCGUGAAGGAUUCCAUUCGGAACAAGAAGAAGAACAAGAGCGGAAAGGACAAGGGCUCAGAGGCCUCGUCAAGAUCGGCGAGUGACGCCAAGUCUGCUAAGGGCAAGCGCAAGAGUGUCUCCUUUGCCUAA
Penicillium oxalicum is the source of this 636-nucleotide messenger RNA. Gene Ontology annotation, molecular function: mRNA binding. Lineage: Eukaryota; Fungi; Ascomycota; Eurotiomycetes; Eurotiales; Aspergillaceae. Gene Ontology annotation, cellular component: nucleolus; preribosome, large subunit precursor. The transcript is spliced from 2 exons. Bases 1 to 636 code for a protein of 211 amino acids. Gene Ontology annotation, biological process: ribosomal large subunit biogenesis; intracellular mRNA localization. The record is from RefSeq and is a predicted model, not a curated record.